Molecule: messenger RNA, 1390 nt
Organism: Solanum pennellii
Lineage: Eukaryota; Viridiplantae; Streptophyta; Magnoliopsida; Solanales; Solanaceae
Exons: 3
Coding region: 157-945 (262 amino acids)
Source: RefSeq, a predicted model, not a curated record
UAGACCCACCGAAGCGUGAACUCUGUGUAAACUGGACUCCAACUUGGGUCACAGAGAGAAGCAACAGUUCGGCCCAUACGAAAAAUGCAAAAUACAAACAUAACUUGAGCAAAUCAGCCAUCGACUCCGAUCUUCUCUUUCCCUGCUUCUGCAGCUAUGGCGUCUACAGUGACUCGCAGAUUUACAAACAAACUUCUUAGAAAUCCUUCAUUUCUCAGAGAUUCCCAAAUAAACCCAAAACUCUCAACCCCCUUCAAAUCGUAUGUCAAAUCAGCUCCUUUUAGCCAGAGUCAAAAUCAUCCACCAUAUCUUGGGAUGAUACAAAAGCAAUUUCAUUCUUCUCAGUAUAUGGAGAAUCUCAGAUUUCAAGUUCGUGGAUUAGCGUUGACGAAUCACCAAAACCCUUUAAAGAUGAACCCCAGAUACUUUUCAUCUGAGGGUAGUGGAAACCCUAAAAGCCCUAGCGAGUAUCCGAGUGAAAACCCUGAAUUUAAGCACCAGGAGAUCACAGGACCAACUGUAGAACGUGACGUUACGCCACUUGCGAAUGAGACCCGUGAAGUGCUUGAGAAAAUGCUCAAGACAAUGUAUAGUUUGAGUAAAGCAUUUGCUGUACUUGGGCUUGUUCAUCUUGGUUUAGGAGCUUGGCUUACUUACAAGACUCAGUCUUCCCCAAUUCCUGAGAUUUCGAUACAGAGUUUCUUGGCUUUUGGGUUGCCAUUUUCCUUGGCAUUCAUGUUGAGAAGAGCGCUGAAGCCGAUUUACUUCUUUAAGAAAAUGGAAGAACAAUCUAGGUUGCAGAUUUUGACUCUUACUCUACAGGCUGCGAAGCAAUUGAACUUGUUGUUUGUUCGUGCUCAAGGACUCGAUGUCAUGGACAACAUGGAGAAAUUUGCAGGUCGAAGUAAAGAACUUUCCCUAUGGAGAUUGACUUAUCAGGAUUGAAAAAGAACAGAGAAAUCAUUCGCUGAUGGACAACUUGGUACAUUCAGCACCAAGCUCAGACAUGUCUGCGGAGUGUAGAUAUUGAUAUAAACGUGUUCAUUUCAACACAGAUAGGUGGAAAUGCACCUCCUUUAGAGUCAAAAAGCGUAAAGCAAAUACUUUGAGCUAUGAUUCUCCUUGAACCUCUCUAGUUGUGCUAGUGCCUUUUUCGCUUAGGAUCUUUUGUGCCAUUCAUGUGUUUGGUUUGACUGUGUAACCAAAACUCUCAAGAAGGUAUGGCCUAAGCCCUGUUUCUUCAAAUGUAAUUUCUUCCUCAAUGGCAAUAUACAUUGUGUUCAUUUCAAGCAUGUAUUAUGGUGGAGAGUGUGUUUUCAAGUUGUUUGUCCAAGUCUACUCUUAUUUCUUUUAGAGGAGAUUGAUAAAUGCUAUUGAACUUCGAUUUCAA